CUACAGUCUCUGCUUCCUCACCGCAUCAUUACCUUACUCGUCGGGCCUCUCCAAUCAGCUCAGGACCGAUGAGCCAAUUCGGCCUCGGUGAUCAUGUCGCCCUCAAACGCGAUCUCACCGUCUAUGGCCUCGUCCAACUCACCCACACUGAUUCAAAUGCGCCCUUUGGGAUUGACGCCUGGACAGGCCAUGUCGAUGUCCCGCCCGAAGUCCUCGAGGAGUUCUUCGCCACGGGCAUCCCCCCAGAGGGAUAUGUCUACGUCGAAUUCGUUCAUGACCGCAUCGGCUGCUGCCUUGUCAAUGAGAAUGACCUUGUCCUUGUCAGUCGGGCCUUUGGGUUGGGUGACAUCGUCAAGCAAGAGGGAAGCUCCUUGACGGGCACGGUGAUCAAUGUUUCGGAGACGUACAUCCUUGAACCUGUCUUCCCGAGGAACUCGUCAACCCGUCCGCCGACCUGUUCGGAAACAUGUCCGUCAACCAUGCCCGAGCACUUCCAGCAUCCGAAUCCACACAUCCUCCUCUACAAUAUCCCUGCAAGAGAGAUCAAAAGAGCACAGGAUGUCUUGUCAGGAGACUCCAUAAUAUAUGGUAACUGGCUCGGACGGGUGGAAGACGUGGAAUACGACACUGUGGUCAUGCUCACAGACUCGUCCGUCGUGGUCAUAGUCGGGUCUUUUGGCCUAAAUAUGCCUGCUCCUGUCUCCUCGAAGCCUUUCAUUACGGUUCCUCAGCUCAACUGUCUGUGGCAACCUGAUGUUCUGGGGGCCAUUCAAGGCUGGCCAAACACUAUACCCGUGGAACACCCACAGCGUGGGGACUUUGUCAUCGUGGAUCGUGAAUAUCUACGGGUCGGAAAAUGGCUGUCUGGCUCAUACAACCCGAGCACUCCUCUUGAAGGCAUCGUUCUUGACUGCCGAGCCCAUGAUGUUAUAGUCGAGUGGGUAUCUACCAACACCCAAGGAUCAGACCCGCCAGACGCAACAAGAAUGCCGAGGCAGGAGAUAACCAUCUACGAGGACAUCCGGACUUUCCGUGAUUUUCCAGAUGUGCGUCUUAAGAAGGAUGUCAUCCUCUACGAUACUGGCAGGAUGCCUAUCAAGCCCGUUGAGCAACGCGCAAUCAGCGGUGAAGCCGGAUCCGCCCACAAUCAGGCAUCCUGUCACGACGCCCACAAUAGCGGAGACGGUUAUUCAGGGCAGGAACUGGAGGUCGGCAUGCAUGUCAAGUUCCGGGACCCUUCCGCAGCUGCGAUGAAAUAUCAAGGAAUUGGGGGGAUAUCGCAUGGCAAGCUCCUGCGCGCGACCGAGCAUGCAUCCCGCAGCUGGGAUCUGAACGAGUAUACGAUUGUUUUCAUGCAACAGUCCGCUACUGUCAUGUGGCAAGACGGUAGUGUCACUACGGCUGAUUCAAUAUCCUUGACGCAUUUUCCUAACAUCGACGACGAAAUUCUCCCCACAAACAUUGUGUUGAGAAGAGAAGGCAUGCAACAAAGACCUAUCCAGCAAAACGGCAAGGUAAUUGGUCCCGCCAAAGUCUUUGACGAAAUGACGUUCUUCGAGGGGCCUCAUGAUCUGUUGCCGACUGGUGCAGGCGUGGUCCAGUCAGUGGAUCCCAGGGAGAAAAUCGCUCGCGUCCGGUGGUUCAAAGCGCCCAAACUUGAACUGCGAGGACCAGAGCAAACUCUUGCGCCAGGUUCACGGUUUGGCGCCAUCGGAGAUGAGGUCGAGGAUGUGUCUCUCAUCGAAAUCUACCCUUGCUUUUCACGCCAACGGGGUGAUAUUUGUGUACUAGCUCCUCCUGGCCCAUUCAAAAUCUCGCAGAAUGAGCUCUCCAAAUCAUCUCUGUCGGAUCCUGCCACGGUGGCCUCAAUGUUUUCGCAGACUCCAGAUCCCGGCGCGAAUGCCAGCCUUCGGUGGCGGCCUUCUUGGGCUUCUUCCAAAGCAAGUACGACAAGGGAACAAGGAAAACGCGCGGGAAGAUUUGACUGGAUUGGCCAAAUUUUGUCUCUGGGACUCGAUGGCCUUAUCACCGUCCGCUUGGGAGCAUCGCAGCCUUGUCGAGAUGUGUUACUUGAUGCCGACUCGAUCAUUGCAGUUUUGGCCAGCCGUCAUUAUUGGGGUGACGAUGACACGACUUUCAGCCUCAUGGACCUUGACUCUUGGGGUGACAGUGAUUUCCUCUAUACCGCAGAAAAUCGGCCCAUAUCGGAGACGAUAGAGUACGAAGGUGGAGAGCGUCUCGACAAUGACAGCGGCGACGAGAAUUGGGUGUCUGAUGACGACCAGGUAUUUGAGGAUGCUCAGGAAGAGUUACAUGACCAAGACGGAGGUCUGGAUUUGUCAGAGGCUAGUGAACGGCCAGGCAAUGCAGCGACAUCACAGCGGCCCCUGUUUGAGCUGGAGAAAGUGCCCGGAUCUGAACCACCCGCGCAGUUUCUUGUACUUGACCAGCAGCCUCCAUCCGACCAGUUCGGACUUUAUACUUCUGCGGCAGCGCCAGGACUCAAACGUAUCCUCAAAGAGCACCAGAUAUUGGCGACGUCACUUCCCGAAGGCGAGAUCUAUGUCCGCACAUACGAGAGUCGAAUCGACCUCCUACGGUGCCUUAUCAUCGGCCCGAGAGAUACGCCCUAUGAACAUGCGCCCUUUUUAGUCGACCUGUGCCUACCUGCCAAUUUUCCCGAAGCGCCUCCUUCAGCCCACUUUCACAGUUGGACCAGGGGGCUCGGUCGCAUCAAUCCGAACCUCUAUGAAGAAGGCAAGGUCUGUUUGAGCUUGUUAGGAACCUGGUCUGCGAAGAGAGAAAGCGAGAAAUGGAGCAACAAGGCAACAUUGCUUCAAGUGCUCGUCUCAUUGCAGGGGCUGGUGUUUGUAAAGAGGCCUUUCUACAACGAGGCAGGAUUCGAAAAAUACGAGUAUAGCGGGGCCUACACCAGUGAAUCCGACUCUUACAGCGAACAGGCUUUUGUCAUGUCCAGAGGAUUCCUGAAGAGCGCCCUGCUCCGACCUCCGGGAGGGUUGGAAGACAUACUCGCCUGGUUAUAUUUGCCGCACGAUAUCUCGAACCCGUCCAACAGCCUGCUUGGCACCGUCAUUGAGCGAGGAAAGCUGUUAAUGCAGAGAUCUGAAGAGGCUCGAGCAAACCACGAUGACUCGUUGGUCGACUCGGCAGGUGCAAAGGACGACGAGACCAAAGUGUUCUUGAAGCCACUCAGUCGUGGCGCGAGUGUUAUGCUGCGGAGGGUGAUUGGGGAAUUGCAGACCCAGUUUGACCUUUUUUUGGCAGAGAGCGCGAAAUUAACGAGUGAUGAUGAUGAUGAAAAAAUCGAUGAUUCCUGAUACCCGCGAAAGAAUGGGCAAGGCGCGCAGGGCGAGCAGAUUCCGGAGUGGAUCUGGAUUUUUGGGAUAGAUUUGAUCAGGCUUUGUCUCCUGAGCAAGGUCUGUGGGAGGCCUCGGCAGAUCUAUUCCAAAGGAUGGAAAACCCUAGCUAGAUUCUAUGAAUAUUUCGGAUUCGUGUGUGAGCGAGAUACUGCCAGACACGGCUUAUCAGUGGGCUAUUGGAGUACCUGGCCUCACCGUGCCAAGGCGUCAUAUUAGAUGAACUCCUGAGGCUUCUAGUCGAGAUAUCAUGAGCAUAAGGCUGUAGCCUCUUCGCCGACUCCAAGUUCUGUCUAUUCUGCAAAAUUCCAGACCUGCGUUGUCGUCGAUGGUCGCGACGAGGCUGAACAUAGAGUCGCCGAGGCAUGAAGAGGUAUUUUUAUCUCGGGGCAAAAUUAGCCGAAGUGGAGCCGGGACC
Cladophialophora immunda is the source of this 3795-nucleotide messenger RNA. RefSeq lists its product as uncharacterized. The transcript has a single exon. NCBI's taxonomy places the organism in Eukaryota, Fungi, Ascomycota, Eurotiomycetes, Chaetothyriales, Herpotrichiellaceae. The record is from RefSeq and is a predicted model, not a curated record. Bases 69 to 3338 code for a protein of 1089 amino acids.